UACUAGUUACUCCUCAAGGUUUCUAAUAAUAAUCACUUUAAAAAAGGCUCUCUUGCGCUUCAAAGAGCCUUGCAAAACAAAACAUGUCAUAUGAUAUACCCCUCAGUGUGCAGGGCCAGCCUGCGGCUCACCAUCGCCACCAGACAUCACUAGAACAAACCCUUAACUUUUCUCUCAUAUCUUUGACUGCUUCAGAACGAGUGGAUGCCGAGAUCAUCUUUGAUCAGCUGAUGGAGCAUUGCGAACCUUUGCAGAGAAAGAAUCAUUACAAGACUGUCACCCUGGUGCGCCUGACAUAUGAGCAUUGCCAGUCAAAGGAUACAUUUUUAAAGCAAUUCUUUAUCUUUAUUGAUAAUGAUAUCUCAAACCAAAACAGACCACCACCAACCUUUGAACAUGGUCUAUCACAUUUUCAUGGCUUCAAUGGCCAGACUGCUUCGCCAUCUCUCAAAAAAAAGGCAGAAGGGGUAGUGGAUUCAUUUGCAGAAUACCUUUUCCAAAACUUUUUCCUGCCAUUGAAGGCAGCAGGGUCAAAGACACCACAGCCAACCCCAGCUGCAUUGUCAGCUCCUUCACUUGGGAAUGUUGUUGGAGCACCUGCGAGACUGUCAACUCUUCGCCGCGAUUGUUUAAUUCGAGACCAUAACCGAUGUGUAGUCACACAGGCAUUCAAUCUACAUGAAGCUAAGACCAGGGAUCGGCUUCAUGCGAACCCAAAGGAUGACGAUGAUCAGCCACUGAGUUUCGGACGAGGCGAUGUUGAUGAACUCGAGGUUGCGCACAUUAUACCCCAUUCCAUACUGUCAGCAAAGUUUAUUGAUGGAGAGCUGCAGUUGAGCGAAUCUAAGAAAACCGCCCUGUCAGUUCUCAGCAUGUUUGACCCAGGUGUCAUUCCUCUGAUUGAAGGGUCAGGUAUUGAUCAUCCAACCAAUGCUAUCACCUUGUCAAAAAGUGUUCAUACCCAAUUUGGUCUUUUCGAGAUCUCUUUUGAAGCCAUGGAUUCGUCAAACCACCCUCAAAAUACUUAUACAAUACAUUCGUCGAGCCGGGUGCUUUCCCAACUCUACAAUCUUCCGGUUACAAGAACUCUGCUUCUCUCACCAAACCUUACAAUUGAUCCACCUUCUGCAAAACUACUUGCCAUUCAUCGUGCAAUUGCUAUCAUUAUUGCACUUAGCGCCGCUGGGGAAUAUAUGGAUCAGAUACUUCGUGACAUGGAAGAGGUGUGGGUGAGAAGUGAUGGCGCUGCGGAAAUGGGGCGCAUCGUCUCUUUGAAAAUCGGCGGCUGGCUUGAUAGCGUGGUAGCUUGAUGGUUUUUUUAUGAACCGGAUAUGUCGCCCAAAGUGUUUGCUGGGCUACUUAUCUCUCAACAAAUCGCCGGUGGAAAGGCUCCGGAGCUGAAGAUUGGGUUUGAGAACUUUUCAAUUACGGGGUAGUCUGGAAUCUCGACAUGACUGCGGGAACUAAUUGGGGCACACUCUAUGCAUUGAGAACAAAGCUGGCUUCAGAAACCAUGUUAUUGACCACGCAGCUAAGCAUAUGCUAAACUGAUGGGAGGCGUUCACUAACUUCUCCACGUCCUGGGGCCUUCCAUCUAAGGCCGGAUUGGCCAGAACCCCUCCUUCUGGCUCGGCCGCAAACGCCGGGGCGUGAUGGAGCGAAAGAUGAAAGAGGGACGGUGAGAUGGUGAUUCCAUGAAUACCUCACCCAAUUAUCCUGGCGCUUGGAAAGACUAUUUAGGCAAACAACAGAAAUGAGCAGCAAGAAUCAGAGACCAUUCACUGGAAGCACUGGAAGUUUUGAGAAGAAGGGAUGGCCAGCUGGGAAAUAAAGGUCAUUCUAAAGAAAAUGUGAUGGUCUGACCUAUAUGCAUCAAGGGAUUUCCAUGUCACCAGCAUUGUCCCCAGGCUUUAGAUGUCAGUGUGUGAAUAUGGUUUUGGGAUAAGAUGUUAAUUACAUCUUGCCAUAUGUAGCCUGUAGUAAUGAGCUUCCCUACGCAUAAGUGUUGAUGAUUCCCUUCCUUGACUGCUUUACCACUGUGAUCUUGUCUGCAUCCUUCAUAAGGUUGGUGUCAUGCCUAGAAUAAACAUUAGUUGUGGAGGAGUAGCCAAAUUCUGAUAAUAGAGACGACUCACAAUAUCAUAUUACAAUGGCUGUUUGACCUCUAGUGCAC
Molecule: messenger RNA, 2173 nt
Organism: Blastomyces gilchristii SLH14081
Lineage: Eukaryota; Fungi; Ascomycota; Eurotiomycetes; Onygenales; Ajellomycetaceae
Exons: 3
Coding region: 84-1310 (408 amino acids)
Source: RefSeq, a predicted model, not a curated record